This is a messenger RNA of Ostreococcus lucimarinus CCE9901, 912 nucleotides long. RefSeq lists its product with no specific name. The transcript has a single exon. Bases 1 to 912 code for a protein of 303 amino acids. NCBI's taxonomy places the organism in Eukaryota, Viridiplantae, Chlorophyta, Mamiellophyceae, Mamiellales, Bathycoccaceae. The record is from RefSeq and is a predicted model, not a curated record.
AUGUUUUUGUUUCCUUCGCUCUGUUGGUCUUGUUUUACUGACGAUAGCAUCCGAUGGACGAAAACGGUCAUUCUCACCCUUUUCGUCGUCGGUGUGUGCCUAGAACUGUCGUACGCGACGUGGAAUAUCGCUCUAGAGAUGACGACGUUUCCUCGGACCGCGCUCUUCGCGCAGGUUCAUCCCGUUUUCAUUUUGCUCGGCGCCGCGUGUGCUGCUUUCGUGAGUAGACAUGCCCAGUCCGAGUUGGUGACGUUUCCAAGUCGGACGGAGUGGUUCGGCGUGGGCGUAACCAUAUCUGGGGCAAUCAUCACAACGACGUAUUCCAACCGUCGUGAUCAGCAACGCCCGUCUACGAUCACUGGUGAUCUCGUUGCACUUUGUUCGGCCAUCUCGUACGCUGGGUACAUCGCAUCCAUGCGGCGCACCCAGAAUGCGAUGUACCCAGGAUUACAACCCAGGAUUACAAAUGCAAGCGUCUUCAUCGUUCAAGGAUUUGCAACUAUCAUCAUGAUGAUGUGCUCGUUUCUAAUUCUUGCGAUCGUGCCAGAUCAAGCUGACUGGUCACUCACUCCGCCUUACGGCGUGUUCGCUUGGCCGCACUGCGACGAUGUUCGAUUCAUCAUCGCCGUUGGUGUACUCAUCGCUGUGGGACACUUGGCGAUUACCGUUGCGGUUCAAAACCUGCCACUUCUCGUCGCGAGCGUGUCGUUGACGCUGUUGCCAAUCGUUCAAACAUUGUUUUCACACGCCCUCGUAGGUACGCCAAUCUUGACCGUGCGUGAAAUCGUCGGCGCCAUUGUUACGAUUUUAGGCGUCGCGUUGACCACGGUGGCGCACGAUAAAUCGCUCGCGGAAAAACAUAGAGAAAACGAGGAAGAUUCACGUAGAAUAUCAAUCGAUAAUCGAAGCUAA